AUGUUUUCCAACAAGGAAAAAAGGCCAGCGCCCCCCGCCUUACAACAUGGCAGCGACGGCCACCGCGCCGCCGAGCACGGCGCCCACGACUUUCACGUUCCGGAGGUCGUCCCGCGCCGCCGCCGCCGCCGAGCUGCCGGUGCCGGUGGGCUGGCUCGCCGCCGCGGCGCGCAGCGUCGACGUGGCCGUGAGGCUGCCGCUGACGGCCUCGGCGAUGGUCGCGAGGCCCGUGCUCGUCGUGAUCACGUCGCUACCACCACCACCACUCCCGGAGUUGGUCACCGUCGCCGUCACCGUCGCCGUCCGCGUCGUCUUCCAGUCCCAGCCGUGGCCCCAGGGCGCCCAGCCGCCCCACGCGCCGCCGCCGCCGCCGAGCCACGGCGAGCCGUCCCAGGGACAGCCCGUGACGGUGACGACGGCGCCCGAGGUCCAGGUGCGCGACGGCCCGCCCUCCCAGUGGCCCGGGCCGUGGCCCCAGCCGUCGCCGUUGCCGCUCCAGCCGCCGCCGCCCAUGCCGCCGCCCAUGCCGCCGUGGUGCCCGCCGGGUCCUCCGUACCCGCCCCAGGGCCCGCCGCUCGCGGUGACGGUGUAGACGCCCGUGCUGCCGGCCGAGGAGCACGAGGACCACUGGCUGCAGAGGGAGGAGGACAGCGACGAGUACGAGGACCAGGCCGUCGGCGUGGCGGAGCAGGCGCUCGUCACGCACGAGGCCACGGGCGCCGUGGUGGCGGAGCAGUACGACCCCGGGGAGGGCCAGUCGGUGGCCGAGCUGUAGUGGGACGAGAAGCACGAGUGCUAUAUUGGAAGGGAAGCGCCCGAGUCAGGGGCUCCUCCCCACCACUGCGCGCUUGCGAGUGCAGGCGCCAGUAG
Molecule: messenger RNA, 870 nt
Organism: Thyridium curvatum
Lineage: Eukaryota; Fungi; Ascomycota; Sordariomycetes; Thyridiales; Thyridiaceae
Exons: 2
Coding region: 1-870 (289 amino acids)
Source: RefSeq, a predicted model, not a curated record